AUGGACUCCAGCAAGUUCGCUACGUUCUUCGGCAACGUGCCCACCUUCACGAUACCGGGACGAACCUUCCCCGUCGAAACUUUCUACUCGAAAAAUGUCUGCGAGGAUUACGUUGACGGAGCUGUCAAACAAGCGCUUCAGAUACACCUUCAGCCCGACGAUGGCGACAUACUAAUAUUCAUGCCCGGUCAAGAGGACAUCGAAGUCACUUGUGAGGUGCUAACGGAACGUUUAGCAGAUCUAGACUCAGCUCCGCCACUAACAGUCUUACCGAUAUACUCCCAACUACCGGCCGACCUGCAGGCGAAGAUAUUCCAGCGAGCUCCGCCCGGACAGAGGAAGUGCAUCGUUGCUACCAAUAUUGCUGAAACAUCCCUGACUGUCGACGGCAUUAUGUAUGUUAUCGACAGCGGGUAUUGUAAACUGAAAGUGUAUAAUCCCAGAAUUGGUAUGGAUGCGCUACAAAUAUACCCAGUAAGUCAAGCCAACGCUCGACAACGAGCCGGCCGAGCGGGUAGAACGGGUCCAGGCAAGGCUUUCUGCCUCUAUACUCAAAGACAGUACCAACAGGAACUACUGCCUGCCACUGUACCGGAAAUACAGCGAACUAAUCUAGCUAACACCGUUCUCUUGCUGAAAUCUUUGGGCGUUGAAGAUCUUUUAGCGUUCCACUUCAUGGACCCUCCUCCACAGGACACAAUCCUGAACUCAAUGUAUCAGCUUUGGAUCCUAGGAGCCCUAGACGGCACGGGAGCCCUAACUCCUUUAGGACGACAAAUGGCUGAAUUUCCCCUCGAUCCGCCUCAAUGCCACAUGCUCAUCGUGUCCGCUGAAAUGGGAUGUAGCGCUGAAGUGCUCAUUAUUGUAUCAAUGUUGUCUGUGCCGACCGUUUUCUACCGCCCUCAAGGGCGGGAGGAAGAAGCCGACUCGGUGAAGGAAAAGUUCCAAGUUCCCGAAUCUGAUCAUCUGACACUCCUGCAUUUGUACAAUCAGUGGAAAUCUAACAACUAUUCCAGCGCGUGGUGUACAGAACACUUUGUACACGCGAAGGCGAUGCGAAAAGUUCGGGAAGUUCGUCAGCAAUUAAAAGACAUCCUCACACAACAACGGCUACCGCUCACUUCCUGUGGCACCGACUGGGACACCGUACGAAAGUGUAUCUGCUCCGCGUAUUUCCAACAGGCAGCUCGUCUAAAGGGCAUAGGAGAGUACGUGAACUGCCGAACAGGCAUGCCCUGCCACCUCCACCCCACGUCAGCCCUGUUCGGCCUGGGGAACUCCCCCGACUACGUGGUGUACCACGAGCUGAUGAUGACCAGCAAGGAGUACAUGCACUGUGUCACGGCUGUGGACGGUCGCUGGUUGGCUGAACUCGGGCCCAUGUUCUUCUCAGUCAAGGAGACGGGCAAAUCAAAUCGUGAUAAACGUAAAGAAGCAGCGGUACACCUACAGCGUAUGGAAGAAGAGAUGAAGGAAGCAGAGGUGAAGAUGGCAGAAGAGAAGAAAAAGAGAGACCAAGAAGUUCCCGUGAAGCAAGAGAUCGCGACACCGGGCCUCAACACGCCCCGGCGUACUCCGCAUCGACUGGGCUUGUAAUAAUAACCAAGUCAUACCGCUGGAACCCGCUAUCAACUUUACAAAAAAAAAUUGUCAUUUAUCAAUCCAUAGCCAUCCAGAGCCUAUAUGUCGAAAAAAUAAUCUUCCUAGUUAACACGGUCACAUAAAAAGAUCUUAGAACAAAUUAAAUAUGGGCGGUAGUAGUGAUAAGGUUAUCUUAUUACUAAUCAUUUUUAUACUAGUUAUUUAAGUUGACACAUAUACAGUUAGCAAUAAAAAGAAGAAAAAAAAGCAAUGUCGAAUAAAAAUGUUUUAGGUCAAUUAAAACAUUCAUUUAUAUUUACAGUUUUUUUUUUUUUGCUGUUUUGUUUAUUAAAUAUAACCAUACCUACUGAUGACUGAUGAUAUGUACAAUAGGUUUGUAUUUAUUUUAAAUGUAUGUAAAACGCUGAUAUAAAUAAAUUCAUUAAAAGUUAUAUUCUCUGCAAA
Messenger RNA from Melitaea cinxia (Glanville fritillary), 2046 nucleotides. RefSeq names its product pre-mRNA-splicing factor ATP-dependent RNA helicase PRP16. Gene Ontology annotation, molecular function: RNA binding. Lineage: Eukaryota; Metazoa; Arthropoda; Insecta; Lepidoptera; Nymphalidae. The transcript has 10 exons. The record is from RefSeq and is a predicted model, not a curated record. The coding region runs from base 1 to 1596 and encodes 531 amino acids. Gene Ontology annotation, biological process: mRNA splicing, via spliceosome. Gene Ontology annotation, cellular component: intracellular anatomical structure; spliceosomal complex.